Messenger RNA from Diaporthe citri, 1185 nucleotides. RefSeq lists its product as uncharacterized. Gene Ontology annotation, cellular component: ribosome; mitochondrion. Gene Ontology annotation, molecular function: structural constituent of ribosome. The transcript is spliced from 2 exons. Bases 1 to 1185 code for a protein of 394 amino acids. The record is from RefSeq and is a predicted model, not a curated record. Gene Ontology annotation, biological process: translation. Lineage: Eukaryota; Fungi; Ascomycota; Sordariomycetes; Diaporthales; Diaporthaceae.
AUGCAGAAGCUCCUGCGGCGGACGGCCCAGGCCGAGCGGCAGGUCAUACGGCGGAGUAAGAAGCAGGGCAAAAUGAUGAAGAUGGCGCGCCAGCGACAAGAGUUCAGGCAGCGCAUGGGCGGCACACAGCAAACACACGCCUCGCUAAAGGACGCCGCACGCAGGCGGCGAGAGGACUGGGAGAUGGGCGCCCUGGCUCCCCAGCGCGACACGCCCCUGCGGGAUGCCAACGAGUCCUACUGGGGCACUGUCAGCCUCCAGCGGAACCUGGCGGAUACCCUCCCAGAGAAACAGAGGGAUCUCGCCUGCCGGUGGGCAGGCGGCCGCAAGACCCUCUGCAUCAAGGCAGGUGACCGGGUGGCCAUCAUGGAUGGCCCAGACAAGGGGAAGAUCAGCGCCGUGAAAUACGUCCAAGAGGAAGGCGCGUUCGUCGCGCUUGAAGCGCAGAACUUGAUGCAAAACUUCACCGUCCCGGACUAUAUGACAAAGUUGCAAGGUGAAAAAUCCGUCCAUGUCCAACUCGCCGAGUAUCGUGCCCCGAUCCACGCCGUCCGCCUCGUCCACCCCCUCAAGGACCCCGUGUCAGACGAGAUCCGCGACGUGGUCAUCAACGAGCUCGUGGCCCGGAACUACUACAAGGACAAGGUCACGGGGCGCGAGACCUGGUCGCGCGUUGUCCCCGGGCUGAACAUCGAGAUCCCGUGGCCCAAGGCCUUCGAGGACGCGGAGAAGCAGAACCUGGAGGGCACCUUCGAGGACCACGCGUGCGACACGCUGCGCAUCGACGUCGAGGAGAAGACGUUCGUGCCCACGCUGCUACGCCCGCCCAUGCCCACCGAGGUCAUCGACGAGCUGCGCAACCGAUACUCCAAGUUCCGCACGCGCCACGAGGACGAGUACGUCGCCAAGAAGGAGGCCGAAGAGGCCGAGAAGGCCGCACGCAGGAAGUCGAUCAAGACGAUGCGCACGCCGGUCCAGGAGCUCAACGCCAAGAUCAAGGCCGAGAGGAAGGCCCGCGGCCAGCCGGAGCUGACAGAGGAGAUGCUGGCCAAGAUCGGGGAGGUCAUGGCGAGGAACAGGAAUCGCACGUUGGCUGGGGCUGGCAUCGCGCAGAUCGAGAGUCCAGCAGUCACCGUGGAUGUAACGGCAGCGCCCAAGGGGACCGGAGAAUCCCCAUCGCCAUGA